GGAUUGAUAUAUACGCUGCUGGUGCCUGACGACCACAUUUUUGUCGAGUAUACUUCUUAUACGUCAACGUUUCUCAUUCAGGCGGAUUAAUAUAUAACGUGGGUGAUAUUUAACACGUCGACGUGGAGUGGUCCUGCUUUCACCGUCACUAAGUACUACAUUUAAAUCUAAGUAUUUCUCAAAGAACGAGCAUCACUAUUUAUAUUCCCCGCACAACGAAUUAAUAUUCAACAUGAAGCUAUUAUUUAUAAUAGUUUCAGCUAUUGUUGCUUGUUCCAAUGUUCAGGCGUCGACGUACAAAAUCACUGACCAAGUUUUCCUAGACAUUAUGAUUGACGAUUAUCCAAUUGGCAGAAUAGUAAUUGGGUUGUUCGGAGAUGCUGCUCCAAAGACUGUUAAAAAUUUCUUGACAAUUGCGACGGAAGGAAUCAAUGGAAGAACUUAUGCAGGAUCAAAGUUUCAUCGUGUGAUCAAGAAAUUUAUGAUACAAGGUGGAGAUAUUGAUAAAGGUGAUGGGUCAGGAUCAAUAAGUAUCUACGGAAAGUACUUCGAAGAUGAAGAUUCUGGUUACAAUCACAAUGGACCAGGUUUCGUCAGCAUGGCCAAUGCAGGAAAGAAUACAAACGGCUGUCAAUUUUUCAUUACAACCGUCGCAACGCCAUGGCUUGACGGUGUUCAUACUGUUUUCGGAAAGGUUAUUGAAGGUCAAGAUGUACUUUUUAAAAUAGAGCAGACUAAAACCGACGUAAAUGAUGCACCAGUAUCACCAGUCGUUAUUCUCAAGAGCGGAAAACUUCCCGCAACUGCUCCAUUUUUCAUCUCCGAUGAUCCCUACGAUGUUUGGGCAUGGAUCAAAGCAACUUUCAUUCCAUUAUCAUUCAGUUUUUCAAUUCUUGGAUUUUUCCACUGGGUAAUGAAACAAUUAGACUCGUCUUGCAUCUCAUUACAGGAAGCUGAGAAAUUGUAUAAACAAGAUUAAUUAUAAUUAAAUUUAUCACAAAUAAUUAAUUGAUAACAUUUAUACAAUCAUCUUUAACUCAUUGUAAAAAUAAAAGCGUAUUGACAAUCAUUUGAAU
Microplitis demolitor is the source of this 1076-nucleotide messenger RNA. Its product is annotated as peptidyl-prolyl cis-trans isomerase 6. The record is from RefSeq and is a predicted model, not a curated record. Gene Ontology annotation, molecular function: peptidyl-prolyl cis-trans isomerase activity. Gene Ontology annotation, cellular component: intracellular membrane-bounded organelle. Gene Ontology annotation, biological process: protein peptidyl-prolyl isomerization; protein folding. Lineage: Eukaryota; Metazoa; Arthropoda; Insecta; Hymenoptera; Braconidae. The coding region runs from base 233 to 979 and encodes 248 amino acids. The transcript has 5 exons.